Messenger RNA from Nasonia vitripennis (jewel wasp), 4710 nucleotides. RefSeq names its product serine/threonine-protein phosphatase 2A catalytic subunit alpha isoform (gene mts). The transcript has 6 exons. The record is from RefSeq and is a predicted model, not a curated record. Gene Ontology annotation, molecular function: protein serine/threonine phosphatase activity. Gene Ontology annotation, cellular component: cytosol. Gene Ontology annotation, biological process: peptidyl-serine dephosphorylation; mitotic cell cycle. Lineage: Eukaryota; Metazoa; Arthropoda; Insecta; Hymenoptera; Pteromalidae. Bases 547 to 1476 code for a protein of 309 amino acids.
AGAAUCUGGAACGGAUUGGAAAGACGGAAUACGCUGUUCAUCGCGCGCGGCGGCGGAGGUGCCGCUGCCGUGCCGCCGGAGAAGCCAUCAGAAGCGAGCGUGACGUCAUCCGCGCGCGAGAGAGAGAGAGAGAUCAUUCGCGGGUCGGCCAUUUUGUGAGUGUGUGAGCAGCACAAUAUCCAGGAUAUUUGUGUGUCGCGCGACGUCGAGAGAGACAGGGAGCCAAGAGUACGUUUGGCCGUGCCUAUCGGGACUGAGGAUCGAGAGGCCGCAGCGGAGAAGAAGAGCACCCGAGAGUCGUCAGACGUGCUAGUAGUUUAGAGUGUGACGAGGAGUCGCGCGGCCAGGAAGGAAGAGAGUAUAACAGAGUGUGCGAAAGACGGAGCGAAGACAGAGUGGGGCAAAGCUGCUGGCAAAUGCCAAGGAACCGGAGCUAAAGCGAAUGAUUUAGUCGAGGACAAACGGGCUGACUGCCGGCACUCCUUCCGUUACAUGCGCUGAGCGAUCGUUAAAAACGCGUUCAAAAUCGUUGCGCAAAUUACAACGAUGGAGGAGAAGGCGUCCCUCAAGGAACUCGACCAAUGGAUAGAACAAUUGAAUGAUUGCAAACAACUGACAGAGAGUCAAGUCAAGACCCUCUGCGACAAGGCAAAGGAAAUUCUAGCCAAGGAGUCAAAUGUACAGGAGGUGAAAUCUCCCGUAACGGUGUGUGGAGAUGUUCAUGGACAGUUCCAUGAUCUCAUGGAACUAUUUCGAAUAGGUGGAAAAUCUCCAGAUACAAACUACUUGUUUAUGGGUGACUAUGUCGAUCGUGGUUACUAUUCUGUUGAGACUGUAACACUUCUUGUAGCUUUAAAAGUUAGAUACAGGGAAAGAAUAACCAUCUUGAGAGGUAAUCAUGAGUCCAGACAAAUUACACAAGUCUAUGGAUUUUAUGACGAGUGUCUUCGUAAAUACGGCAAUGCCAAUGUUUGGAAAUUUUUCACCGAUCUGUUUGACUACCUGCCUCUCACUGCACUUGUAGAUGGUCAGAUCUUCUGUUUGCACGGAGGACUUUCUCCUUCCAUUGAUACAUUAGAUCAUAUUCGUGCAUUAGAUCGUUUGCAGGAGGUACCACAUGAAGGUCCCAUGUGCGAUCUUCUAUGGUCAGAUCCUGAUGACAGGGGAGGGUGGGGCAUUUCUCCUAGAGGAGCUGGCUACACUUUCGGCCAAGAUAUUUCAGAAACGUUCAAUCAUUCAAAUGGUCUUACACUUGUAUCAAGAGCUCAUCAGCUGGUCAUGGAAGGCUAUAAUUGGUGUCACGAUCGCAAUGUCGUGACUAUAUUCUCAGCCCCAAAUUACUGUUACCGCUGUGGUAAUCAAGCUGCAAUCAUGGAACUAGAUGAUGCUUUGAAAUAUUCAUUCCUUCAGUUCGAUCCAGCACCAAGACGUGGAGAGCCACAUGUCACCAGACGAACACCAGAUUAUUUCCUGUAAGAUGCCAAUCAGCGAGGAAGCAGAUGUUAAGGUAGGGGAAUGGAUUGAUGCUGGCUUUAUAGAGAUGCCACAGAACAUAACCUAUAAUAGAACAUCGUUAUGAGUGUAAGGCCCCGAGCUACCCUUACACGCCAUAUAUAGUCUCAAGUAUUAUAUAAUGGCUCGCGUUAUGGUGUCUCCUAGAGAGACUAAUUGCGCGCUCGCGUAUUUGUGCGUAAGUACACCAUACACGUAGAUUCAACAACACUUGUACACAUUAAGAAAAAAAAACAAUAACGUACACAUGUACCGAGUUAAUUCACCUAAAAGCAUUGAGUUUGACGAUUUUCAUUGUAUGGCUUAUAUUUUCAUUAAAGAAUACAAUCCUGAAAACGACGGGUAAAUGCGGUCGUUAUUAUGGAAGGCUUAAAAAAAUGGGUGAAAAUGUUCUAAUAUCCUAAAUCAAUGUUAACUUAUUGAGAGACAAAGAAAAGUUUCCUGAACAGAUAUGCAUCUUUUUCCUAAUUGUACUGCGAAAAUGACUAUUGUCGUUGAUGAUACGAAAUAAGUACUAAAAUGAAAAUAAUUGUAUUUAAAAUAACUCGCGUUCUAACAGGUAUGAAAGAGGCAUUAAAUAUUUCUCCAAACAAAAGCAUGUGAAGCAUAAAGAAAAAAAGGAGGGGUUUGAUGUAAUUGUGACCAUGCUUUUGCCAAUGCUCACUAUUGCAUUUGAAAUUUCGGGUCGAAUAAGUUUGUAUUCAUUAUUGCUUUUAUCUCACGAUUGUCAAACACAGUGUUCUUAGAGCUUGCAAGGGGUUUUAGCCAGAGUAUUGAAUGAAAGAUUUGAGAUAUUUUAAAUCGGAGUCACGUGGAUGGACCAUACAUUUUCUCUAUUCGAAUUUAUUUUGAUACAUUUACCUAUGUCAAAACACAAAUUGUUCAAACAAAUUCAUUUGUAAAUUAAGAAGUUUUAUACUUGUCUCUCUUUCUCUCUUUUGCAAACAGGAGAAAAUAAAGGACAAAUUUACUGGAACAAUACAUACACAUAAAAUAUGAAUUUCUUUAUAUAUAUUUAUUACAAGCUUUUGUUUUAUGUAUAAGUGCGCACUCUUGGCAUUUACUGUGUCUGUUUUUUAUCGUGUAGCAUUUUUUUUGUCUACUUCAAAUUCAUGAAUGUAUUGAUCGCCGAAAUAAAGUAGAAAAAUAUACAUCAUAACACAUUUACAUCGAUCUUGGAUGAAACGAUUUUUCAAUAAAAAGGCGCACUUGAUUCACGAAAUCAUAAACAUUUCUACCGAAAGUUGAUUGUUCAUAAUGAUGAUAUUGACGAACUUUUUACUGAUUCGAAAAUAAACAUGCAGAUUGUCUUGAACAGAAAACGCAUAAUUCAAGCCAAAAUAAACUUGAGUUAUUGUGUCAAAUCAUUGUAUAUUGAUGCGAUCGACAGUUUUGUGCGAUGAACGCGAUUUAAAAUGAAUAAAAUAAAUCUACAGAAUUAAAAGAAGACCUGCAAAUGUAUUCUUAGAGUUAAGCAAGCAUUGAAAUAAUUACGAUAGUGCACCUAGAGUGGUGGCUUUCUUAAAACACAUAUAAAGUAAUGAAGUGCCGCGAGGUGAACGCAAACGACCAGACGAAUAAAAUAACAAAUGUUUAGUACCAUAUGUAGUAGCAAUUUGUCAAGACUGUGAAUCGUCAAAAUUCAAUUGUAUCUAUGAAAUAAUUUUCUAAUCAAGUGUCAACUCUAAACCUAUCAAACAUGUGUGCUAUCAAACAUCACAUUUUUUAUUUAUUGUGUACUUGCUUUAAAAAAAAAGUUGGAUGGAUUUAUACAGAAACAUAAAACUAUGGUUCCUUUGACUUGAAUUUUUACUUUUUUAAAAAAGCAUCAGCGUACUUAUUUAUUUUUUUUUAUAGAGUCAUUUUAAGGUAAGGCUUUACAUGAUACAAAAUAACAUGAUGAAUCUGUACGAAGUCUAUAAUAAUAAAAAACGUAAGCUAAAUUUAACAUGAAAGAAAGAAUAAUUUUUCAUGGGAUUUCAAGAUUUCUGUGUAUUUCUGUUUGACUUUUUAUAUAACUUACAAUUACGGGAAAGAAGAAACAAUUUAAUCAUUUUAAAGUUCUUGUAAGAAGGAAGCUAUGUUUAAAAUCAUCAUAUAGUAUUAAUGAUAACAAUCAAGCGAGUUUAGUAGCAGUACGACAUUAUGAUAAAUAAAAUAAUAGGCACUUAGAAAUUGUAUAGCUAAUUUUGUAUUUGCUCCAUAAUUAUUAUAAUCACGAUUAUACUUUAUAUGAAAACGAGCUAAAAAAAUUCCGGAACAUCCAAAAAGCAUGGACAAAAUUGUAUAAUGUAAAGUAUUGAUAUAUAGCAUGCUCAUUAUUUAAUGAUAUAACUCCAUUUUUGUUUGGCCAUUGUCACAAAUUAAAGAGGUUUGUUACUGACGAAUCGCGUUGUAGCGAGAAAAAGUGAAACCUUCCACCUUUUUUUGUAAAAGAAGACAAAGAGAGAGAGACAUACAAUGCGCAAGAUUUUCAGAUUAUCAGCGGGCAAGUUGACUAUAAUAAACGCACGUCAACACAUUUUUCGCAUUUUUUAAAAUCUCAGUUUAAACUGACUUAUUAAACCUAAAAGUAUCGCUAUAAAAAAAAUAAAAUAAGAAAGCAACUCGAAUUAUAGAAUCAAGUCCAAGCACCGACAAUAAUGAAAGCGACAUUUUCGAUUAAUAUAAUCUUUUUAAAGACAUUCUUAUCCAUAACCAUCUUAAUAAAUGUAUGAUCAAAGUAGAAUGUCAUAAACUUUUUAUAAAAAACAGAACGCGUAUUCUCUAGUGCGACAAUAUUACUUUAAUUAUUUUAAAUUUGAAAAUCUCCAAUCAAGUUGAUUGCAUUUUUUAAGAAACGACAGCGACUUUUAGAAGAAUAUUGGCGUUCGUAAAAUUUAUUCGAUGUGCGAUAAAGGUAGUCAACUUGCGCGUGCUAUCUAACGCGAUUUUUUUUCGCUAUAAAUAUACUUAUGUUUUACUCUUGGCCGUAUAUCUACUUGACGGCAAGAAAAGCUCAGAAAAAGGCACAGUAAAGUUGAUAAAUUCUGCUGCUAAACCCAUUAUUGUGUCAUUAUAUCAUGAGAAGAGGAAACAAAUUGAACCAAGUAAUUUCAUGCGAGUGUUGGUCCCUCAUUUUUUGAUUAAUUCUUUUCAUUUACAAACAUCUAUCAGAUUAUUGACAAAAAAAUAAAUAAAUAAAAUAAAACCAGAAAA